Messenger RNA from Entrophospora sp. SA101, 360 nucleotides. Lineage: Eukaryota; Fungi; Glomeromycota; Glomeromycetes; Entrophosporales; Entrophosporaceae. The record is from the annotation of a GenBank genome assembly.
AUGAAGGGAAUAAAGUCUCUCAUUUGUGAGGCUAAAGAAGGUAGUCAAGAUACAGUCAUGCUGGGAGAUGCAAAGCCAACUGGUCAUGAAUACAAAGUUCGUAGUCAAGGUAUAGACAUACAAAUUCAACUGAUCAUGAAUGCAAAAUCAAAUUAUACAAACUACACUAGCAGAACACCUGCACUUACCAGACAAAGAGGAGGCAAUUCACCAGGUGAUAAACAUGCUUUUGAUGGCAGUUUAGAUUCGAAUUUAAUUACCUCUAAGAAGAUCAAACCUGAUAAAGAAAAUGUGAAUGUCAAGGAAGUUGUUAGUGAUGAUGUUAUACAAACGACUUAUCUGCAUAUCAACAAUUUAUAG